This is a messenger RNA of Pipistrellus kuhlii (Kuhl's pipistrelle), 2328 nucleotides long. It is a transcript of the gene SLC39A4, whose product is annotated as solute carrier family 39 member 4. Gene Ontology annotation, biological process: zinc ion import across plasma membrane; intracellular zinc ion homeostasis. The record is from RefSeq and is a predicted model, not a curated record. Gene Ontology annotation, molecular function: zinc ion transmembrane transporter activity. The coding region runs from base 253 to 2253 and encodes 666 amino acids. NCBI's taxonomy places the organism in Eukaryota, Metazoa, Chordata, Mammalia, Chiroptera, Vespertilionidae. Gene Ontology annotation, cellular component: membrane. The transcript has 12 exons.
AAUUCCAGGAGAGCUUCUCCCGGCCCCUCCGCCGCCCCAGGCCCCGGGCCAGGCCCCACAGCCCCCGGCCGCGGCUCCUCGUUCUGGGGAAGACCUGCCCCUGGAAUGGUUAAUCUGCGACUCUGCUGACAGCCAAUCACAGAGCCCUGCUGGGACUACCUGGGAGAGAGCCCGCGCCUAGCCCCAGUCUGGCCCCAGGCAGCCCUGUCUGCCCGCAGCCGCCCCCGCCCGCUCCCCGGCUGAGGCUUCGGCAUGGCCGUCCGGACCCCGCAGACGCCAGGGCUGCUGCUGGCGGUGCUGGCGGUGACCUUGGCGGCAGCCACGCCCGCUCACCUGCCGCCUUCGAGGUCCUGGGCCCUGGGCGCUCUGGACCGCGUGGCCCUGGGCGGCCUGUUAAAUAGGCUUGCGGCCCGUGCGCACUGCAACGAGGGGCCGUGUGGAAAGUGCCUGUCUGUGGAAGACCUCCUGGCCCUGGGCCGGCCCAAGGGGCCGCGGCCGACCCCGGAGUCGGUCCUGGAGCCGGAGCACGUCCCCCGCCUCAGUGCGGCCGCCGCCCUCUACCUCAGCGACCCCGAGGGCACCUGCCAGGACGUCCGGGCUGGCCGCUGGGCCUCCCGAGCAGACAGCCUUCUGGCCCUGCUCGCGGGCCCUGAGGGCCUGGCCCCAGGCCUGAGCCGGCUGCUGCGGAGGAUUCAGGCCCGGUCCGCCGGCUGGCCCUCCGCAGAGGAGGCCUGCGUGGACCUGCCUGGGCUGCUGGACCAGGCGGCGGGGGCGGGGGCUCCGGGCAGCCCCGGCCCAGUGCUGGCCGUGCUGCUGGACCACCUCCAAAAUGGGUCCUGCGUCCACGCCCUGCCCAGCCCCCAGUACUUUGUGGACUACGUGUUCCGGCAGCACCGAGGGGACUCUCCCAACAUCACGCUGGACGAGCUGGCGGCCCUGAUGCAGCAGCUGGGGGUGGGUGGCUCGGCCGCGAGACACGGGGACCACGGCGACCACGGCGACGACCACGACCACCGUCACCUGAGAAAGAGGGCCGCCGCGGCCCCGCCCAACAGCAGCAGCGCCAGCGUGUGGGACACAGUGUGCCUGAGUGCCAGGGACGUGCUGGCCGUGUACGGGCUGCCGGAGCAGGCUGGCGUGUCCCCGGAGGCCUGGGCCCUGCUGAGCCCCGCGCUGCUCCAGCAGCAGCUGAGCGGCGCCUGCAGCCCACAGCCCAGCGUCAGCGUCCAGGACCAGCUCAGCGAGGCAGAGAAGUACCUGUACGGCUCCCUGGCCACCCUGCUCAUCUGCCUCGCCUCGGUGUGCGGCCUCCUGCUCCUCCUCUGCUCCGCCUGCAGCGGGGUCACCCACUACGUCAUCCAGACCUUCCUGGGCCUGGCCGUGGGCGCGCUCACCGGAGACGCCUUCCUGCACUUGACGCCCAAGGUUCUGGGGCUGCACCAGCACAGCGGGCACAGUGAGUUCGGAGGGGCCGACCACGAAGACCACGGCGCGCAGCCCAUCUGGCGCCUCCUGGUGGCACUCGGGGGCCUGUACAUCUUCUUCCUGUUUGAGAAACUCUGUGACCUCCUGCUGCCCCAGGACCCCGAGGACCUGAAGGAGGAGUCCUGCGGCCACGGUGGCCGCCACGGCAGCCGCAGCCACGGCCACAGCCACGGCAUGUCUCUGCAGCUGGCGCCCCGGGAGCUCCACCAGCCCAAGCAGCCCCACGAGAGCUCCCGGGCAGACUUGGUGGUGGAGGAGAGCCCUGAACUGAGCCGCGGGGCCCGGAGGCUGAGUCCAGAGCUGAGGCUGCUGCCCUACAUGAUCACACUGGGCGACGGCCUGCACAACUUCGCCGACGGGCUGGCCUUGGGCGCCGCCUUCUCGUCCUCCUGGAAGACGGGGCUGGCCACCUCGCUGGCUGUGUUCUGCCACGAGGUGCCACAUGAGCUGGGGGACUUCGCGGCCCUGCUCCACGCCGGGCUGUCGGUGCCCCGGGCGCUGCUGCUGAACUUGGUCUCGGCGCUCACGGCCUUCGUGGGCCUCUACGUGGCGCUGGCGGUGGGCGUCGGCGAGGAGAGCGAGUCCUGGAUCCUGGCGGUGGCCAUCGGCCUCUUCCUCUACGUGGCGCUCUGCGACAUGCUCCCGGCCAUGCUAAGCAUCCGGGACCGGAGGCCCUGGCUGCUCUUCCUGCUGCACAACGUGGGCCUGCUGGGCGGCUGGGCCAUCCUGCUGCUGCUGUCGCUGUACGAGGACGACAUCGCCCUCUGAGCCUCCCGCUCUGCAGCCCGGAGCCUGGCUCCCGGCCCCAGUCUCAGCCUCUUGGACCACAGCUGGGCGCCUGGA